This is a messenger RNA of Pogoniulus pusillus (Red-fronted tinkerbird), 7452 nucleotides long. RefSeq names its product otoferlin (gene OTOF). Gene Ontology annotation, biological process: plasma membrane organization; synaptic vesicle priming. Gene Ontology annotation, cellular component: presynaptic active zone membrane; synaptic vesicle membrane. Bases 377 to 6574 code for a protein of 2065 amino acids. Lineage: Eukaryota; Metazoa; Chordata; Aves; Piciformes; Lybiidae. Gene Ontology annotation, molecular function: calcium ion binding; AP-2 adaptor complex binding. The record is from RefSeq and is a predicted model, not a curated record. The transcript is spliced from 51 exons.
GAAGAGGAAAGGAGAAGAAGAGGAAAGGAGAAGAAGAGGAAAGGAGAAGAAGAGGAAAGGAGAAGAAGAGGAAAGGAGAAGAAGAGGAAAGGAGAAGAAGAGGAAAGGAAAGGAAGGGAAAGGAGAAGAAGAGGAAAGGAAAGGAGAGGAAAGGAAAGGAGAGGAGAAGGAAAGGAAAGGAGAAGGGAAAGGAGAAGGAAAGGAGGAAGGUGAGGGCGGGCCGUGCCGCUACUGAAUAAUUCAGCCGUGGGGACGGGGCGGGGGGAGGCACCGCACGGAGCUCCGGAUCGCGGCUGGCCGCCGGGCACCGCACCGCGCACUUGGCCGCGCAGCGUAGGGAGAGCAGCCGGCAGCGCUCCGCACCCAGCUCCGCACCAUGGCUUUGAUGCUGCAGCUCCGCACCGUCUCCGGCCUCCGCGGCAGAGCCGAUCGCAUCGCCAAAGCGGCUUUCAGAGGGCUCUCCUUCUACACCAGAGUGCUUGAAAACUGUGAGGAUGAGGCCAGGUUUGACGAGGCAUUCCGCUGGCCAGUGGCAAGCAAUAUCGAUGGGAAUGAGAUCUUGGAGAUCCAGGUGUUCAACUACAGCAAAGUCUUCACCAACAGGCUCAUUGGCACUUUCCGGAUGGUCCUACAGCAGGUGGUGGAGGAAGGGCAGGUGGAGGUGACAGACACCCUCAUAGAUGACAACAAUGCAGCUAUUCAGACCAGCAUCUCCAUAGAGAUACGGUACCAUGCUCUGGAUGGAACAGUGGGCACGUGGAAUGACAAGGAGUUCCUGGAGACCCCCAGUGUCCACUCAGAAGGGGAUGGCAGGUAUCCCCUGGAGACAGACAGCCUCCUCUCUGGCCACCGGCAGGGCUCCGACAUCUCUCCAGGCAAAUCCAACCAGCAGUCUGCAGAGAGGAGCUUCAGAAGCCUUGGAGACAAUCCAGAAGAAGAUCAGCACACUAGGACUAAGUUUAAUGAUGGAUACAAGGCAGUAGCAAGUGAAGACCCUGAAGAUGACAGAGCUAAGGGGAAAGAGAAAAGACACCUCAUGAUGCCAUUCAGCUCCAGCAAAGGCAAAGAGAAGACAAAGGAGCACAAAGCUGGAAAAGGAGUUUUUUCAGCCAUGAAGCUGGGCAAGGCUCGUCCAUCUAAGGAUGACCACAGGAAACAAGAUGAACCUGCUGUUUUGGAGACAGAAGACCUGGACCGCAAAGCCAUGAGACACACAGGUGGACUGGAGCCAGACACCAUCUCCUUGGCCUCUGUCACUGCUGUCACCACCAAUGUCUCAAAUAAGAGGUCCAAGCCUGACAUCAAAAUGGAGCCAAGCGCUGGGAGGCCAAUGGAUUACCAGGUCAGCAUCACCAUCAUUGAGGCACGGCAGCUGGUGGGGCUCAACAUGGACCCUGUGGUGUGCGUGGAGGUUGGAGAGGAGAAGAAAUACACAUCCAUGAAGGAAUCUACCAAUUGUCCUUAUUACAACGAGUACUUCGUCUUUGACUUCCACGUGCCCCCAGAUGUCAUGUUUGACAAGAUCAUCAAGCUCUCUGUGAUCCACUCCAAAAACCUCCUGCGCAGUGGGACUUUGGUCGGCUCCUUCAAGAUGGAUGUUGGAACAGUUUAUACCCAGCCUGAGCACCAGUUCUACCACAAAUGGGCCAUCCUUUCUGACCCUGAGGAUCUCACUGCUGGGCUGAAAGGUUACCUCAAGUGUGACAUCGCUGUGGUAGGGAAAGGGGACAACAUCAAGACGCCACACAAAGCCAAUGAGACAGAGGAGGAUGAUAUUGAAGGGAACCUCCUCCUGCCAGAUGGGGUCCCUGCAGAGAGGCAAUGGGCUCGCUUCUACAUCAAGAUCUAUCGAGCAGAAGGACUUCCCCGUAUGAACACCAGCAUCAUGGCCAAUGUGAAGAAGGCUCUCAUUGGGGAGAACAAGGACUUGGUAGACCCCUAUGUGCAGGUGGUCUUUGCAGGCCAGAAGGGGAAGACUUCUGUGCAAAAGAGCAGCUAUGAGCCUCUCUGGAACGAGCAGAUAGUCUUCACAGAGAUGUUCCCACCACUCUGCAAGAGGAUCAAGAUCCAGAUCCGAGACUCGGACAAGGUCAACGAUGUGGCCAUCGGGACCCACUUCAUCGAUCUGCGCAAGAUCUCCAACGAAGGAGACAAAGGCUUCCUGCCCACCUUUGGCCCCGCAUGGGUGAACAUGUAUGGUUCCACCAGGAACUACACCCUGAUGGAUGAGCACCAGGAGCUGAAUGAAGGGCUGGGUGAAGGGGUCUCCUUCCGGGCCAGGCUUCUGAUGGGUCUUGCUGUGGAGAUCUUGGAUACCACCAACCCAGAGAUCAAUGGCUCCACCGAGGUGCAAGUUGAGCAGGCCACAUCAGUUGCUGAUACCUGCACAGGGAAGAUGGAGGAGUUCUUUCUCUUUGGAGCCUUCCUGGAAGCCACCAUGAUCGACAGGAAGAUUGGGGACAAAGCCAUCAACUUUGAAGUCACAAUAGGUAACUAUGGGAACCAGAUCGAUGGCAUGACCAAACCCAUGCUAAGAAGGAAGAAAGAAGGAGGGGAUGGGGAUGAGGAGGAGUCUGAGCUGCUCCAGAACUCAAGUGAGGAUGAGGGCGAUGAGAGUGGAGAGCUGGUUUCUGUUUCUUCAACUCAGCCCAUGAAGCCCCUGGUCACAGACAGGAACUACUUCCACCUGCCAUACUUUGAGAAGAAGCCCUGCAUCUAUAUCAAGAGCUGGUGGCAGGACCAGCGCCGCAGGCUGUACAAUGCCAACAUCAUGGACAAGAUUGCAGACAAGCUGGAGGAAGGUCUCAACGAUGUGCAGGAAAUGAUCAAGACAGAGAAGCCACACCCAGAGCGACGGCUCCGAGGGGUCUUGGAGGAGCUGAGCAGUGGAUGCUUGCGCUUCGUGACGCUGGCUGACAAGGACCAGCAUCACUCCUCCCGCACAAGGCUGGACAGGGAGAGGCUCAAGUCCUGCAUGAGGGAGCUGGAGAACAUGGGGCAGCAAGCCACAACUCUGAGGUCACAGGUGAAGAAGAACACCAUGAAGGACAAGCUGAAGCUGGUGCAAAACUUCCUGCAGAAGCUCCGGUUCCUGGCAGACGAGCCCCAGCACACCAUUCCUGACGUCUUCAUCUGGAUGAUGAGCAACAACAAGCGCAUUGCCUAUGCCCGAAUCCCUUCCAAGGACAUCCUCUACUCCAUUGUGGAUGAGGAGAUGGGCAAGGACUGCGCCAAAGUGAAGACCAUCUUUCUCAAGCUACCUGGGAAGAGAGGCUUUGGACCUGCUGGCUGGACCGUUCAGGCCAAGAUGGAGAUGUACUUGUGGCUGGGCCUCAAUAAACAGCGUAAAGACUUCUUGAGUGGCCUGCCCUGUGGCUUUGAGGAGAAGAAGACUGCCAGAGGCCAAAACCUGCCAUCCUUCCCACCCAUCAGCCUCCUUUACACCAAAAAACAAGUUUUCCAGCUACGAGCCCACAUGUACCAGGCCAGGAGUUUAUUUGCAGCUGACAGUAGUGGCCUCUCAGACCCCUUUGCAAGAGUCUUCUUCAUCUCCCAGAGCCAGUGCACUGAGGUUCUCAACGAGACCCUUUGCCCAACCUGGGACCAGCUGCUGGUCUUUGACAACGUAGAGCUAUAUGGAGAAGUGCAUGAGAUGAGAGAUGACCCUCCCAUCAUUGUCAUUGAGAUCUACGACCAGGACACAGUGGGCAAAGCUGACUUCAUGGGCCGCACUUUUGCCAAGCCAGUGGUGAAGAUGUCAGAUGAACACUACAGCCCCCCGCGCUUCCCCCCGCAGCUGGAGUACUACCAGAUCUACCGGGGCAACUCCACGGCAGGAGACCUGCUGGCUGCCUUCGAGCUGCUCCAGAUUGGUCCUGGGGGCAAGUCAGACCUGCCCCCAAUCGAUGGCCCCACAGACGUGGACCGGGGCCCCAUCCUGCCGGUGCCGCUGGGGAUUCGGCCAGUGCUGAGUAAAUACAGAGUGGAGAUCUUGUUUUGGGGGCUGAGAGAUCUGAAGAGAGUGAACCUGGCCCAGGUGGACCGGCCCCGUGUGGACAUUGAGUGUGCUGGCAGGGGAGUUCAGUCAGCACUCAUCCAGAACUACAAGAAGAACCCCAACUUCAGCACUUUGGUCAAGUGGUUUGAAGUGGACCUCCCAGAGAAUGAGCUGCUCCAUCCACCUCUCAACAUCAGGGUGGUGGACUGCAGGGCUUUUGGGCGUUACACCCUGGUGGGGUCCCACGCCGUCAGCUCCCUCCGCAAGUUCAUCUACCGCCCACCGGACAAGAAAGCCCAGCACUGGAACAUGACAGCUAAGCACCUCAAUGGCUAUCUGACAAUGGCCAACAAGGCCCACUGCUCUCUCCCUGCAGGGGAGAUUGUUGUCAAUAUGGAACCUGAGAUUCCUAUCAAGAAGCUGGAGACAAUGGUGAAGCUGGAAGCUAACUCUGAUGCAGUAGUGAAGGUGGAUGUGACUGAGGAAGAGAAGGAGAAAAAGAAGAAGAAGAAGAAAGGAGGAGGAGGAGGAGGAGAGGAAGCAGAAGAAGGAGAGCCAGAUGAGAGCAUGCUGGACUGGUGGUCCAAGUAUUUUGCUUCAAUCGAGACAAUGAAGGAGCAACUCCGGCAGCAGGAAGCAGCUGCAGCAGAAGCAGAGGAGAAAGAAGACAUGGAGAUUGCAGAGGGUUCCAAGGGUCAGGUGAAGAACAAGGAGAAGUCCAAGGCACCCAAAGAUGACAAGAAAAAGAAGCAACAGCCUGCCCCUGAGCUUCCUGAGAAGAAGAGCAAGCAGAAGAUUGAUGAACUGAAGGUCUUCAACAAAGAGCUGGAAACAGAGUUUGAUAACUUUGAGGACUGGCUGCACACCUUCAACCUGCUGCGUGGGAAGAUUGGGGACAACGAUGACAACGCCACUGAAGAGGAGAGGAUAGUGGGGAGGUUCAAAGGCUCCAUUUGUGUCUACAAAGUGCCACUCCCUGAUGACAUCACUAAGGAAGCAGGAUAUGACCCCAGCUUUGGCAUGUUCCAGGGGAUCCCCAGCAAUGACCCCAUCAACGUGCUGGUCAGAGUGUACAUCGUGAGGGCCACAGACCUUCACCCAGCUGACAUCAAUGGGAAAGCUGACCCUUACAUUGCCAUCAAGCUCGGGAAGACAGACAUCAAAGACAAGGAGAACUACAUCUCCAAGCAGCUGAACCCUGUCUUUGGAAAAUCCUUCGACAUCGAGGCCACCUUCCCCGUGGAGUCCAUGCUGACAGUGGCAGUGUAUGACUGGGACUUGGUGGGGACUGAUGACCUCAUUGGAGAGACCAAGAUUGACCUGGAGAAUCGCUACUACAGCAAGCACCGAGCCACCUGUGGCGUCUCACAGACCUACUCCAUACACGGUUAUAACACCUGGCGUGACCCCAUGAAGCCUUCCCAAAUCCUGUCCAAGCUGUGCAAAGAGGGCAAGGUGGAUGGGCCACACUUUGGGCCAGGAGGAAGAGUGAAAGUAGCCAACAGGGUUUUUACUGGCCCCACAGAGAUUGAAGAUGAAAAUGGUCAGAAGAAGCAGACAGAUGAGCACCUGGCCCUGACCGCGCUGCGUCACUGGGAGGACAUCCCACGGGCGGGCUGCAGGCUGGUCCCCGAGCACGUGGAGACACGGCCCCUGCUGAACCCUGACAAGCCUGGCAUCGAGCAGGGUCGCCUGGAGAUGUGGGUGGACAUGUUCCCCAUGGACAUGCCAGCACCUGGCCCUGCCAUUGAUAUUUCUCCCAGGAAACCAAAGAAGUAUGAGCUCAGAGUGAUAGUGUGGAACACAGACGAGGUGAUCCUGGAGGACGAUGACUACUUCACCGGCGAGAAAUCCAGUGACAUUUUCGUCAGGGGGUGGCUGAAGGGUCAGCAGGAGGACAAGCAGGACACAGAUGUCCACUACCACUCACUGACUGGCGAAGGCAACUUCAACUGGCGCUACAUCUUCCCCUUCGACUACCUGAUGGCUGAGGAGAAGAUUGUCAUCUCCAAGAAGGAGUCCAUGUUCUCCUGGGAUGAGACAGAGUACAAGAUCCCAGCUCGGCUCACACUGCAGGUGUGGGAUGCUGACCACUUCUCAGCUGAUGACUUCCUUGGGGCCAUAGAGCUGGACCUGAACCGCUUCCCCCGGGGAGCCAAGACAUCCAAACAGUGCACCCUGGAGAUGGUGACCAAUGAAGCAGAGCUGCCCAUGGUCUCUAUCUUCAAGCAGAAGCGAGUGAAGGGCUGGUGGCCAUUCGUGGCCAGAGAUGAGAAUGAUGAGCUGGAGAUCACUGGGAAAGUCGAGGCUGAACUGCACCUCCUGACAGCAGAGGAGGCAGAGAAGUCUCCUGCCGGGCUGGCGCGCAACGAGCCUGAUCCGCUGGAGAAACCUAACCGCCCGGACACGUCCUUCAUCUGGUUCCUGAACCCCCUCAAGUCCAUCAAAUACCUCAUCUGCACGCGCUACAAGUGGCUCAUCAUCAAAAUCGUGCUGGCCCUCUUGCUCCUCAUCAUGGUUGCCCUCUUCCUCUACAGCAUGCCAGGCUACAUGGUCAAGAAGCUGCUGGGAGCAUGAGCUGUGGGAGCUUCCCCUAUGUCCCCAGCCCCAUGCCCUUCUCCUCCCCUCUCAGAAGUUUCAGGGGACAUCUGCUGCUGGACCUCCUCUCCUGCCUUCUUUCUCUGUGGCUCCAGUUCAUGGCUUUUAAGUCCCAGAGAAAUGGGUCUGGAGGAUGGUGUCAAUCCCACCCAGGCUGGGAUUCUCAGAGGCCUUUGCCCACUGGGACCAUGGCCAGUGCCCUCACAGGGAGCUGAGCCCCAGGGGAAGGGGAGGGAGACCUGGGGCUGCAUCGCCAGAGCCACAGAAGGCUCCUUGGAGGAACACUCCGAAACAAGGAUGAAGCAGGGAUCUGGGAUAGCUGGAAACAAAUCAGCCCCACCCACGUGGGAUUGGCACCCAGUAUCCUUCCCAACUACCAGCACGGUCCCUGCCCCACUCAUACCUCUGGAGGUCACUGUCCCUUGGUGCAGGAGCCCAUCCCACCACAGAGGUGCCCCAGCAGCCACAAUAGGCAGGCCUUGCCCUCCCUCCCCUCCCCAUGGCUCUGGCAGAGGCAGGGUAGUGUCCAUCAGCUCAAAUAUCUUCCUGCUGUUAGCACCCCAGAGGUGGUAGUGGCUGAACAGAACAUGCCUGGGGGGUUCACAGGGAGCCAAGCUGACUGGCACAGGCUGAACUCCCUGGGGCCUUCUCGAGCCUCAGCUAAUUGCCUUUGGGUUGCUAUGAACUGUGGCUGGAGUCCUUCUCAGCUCACUGCACCACACAGCUGGUGAGAGGACAUCUUCCUCAGCUUCCAGUGUGCAAGAUCCUCGUUGGAUAAGUCAGCUCCUGGGGACGCUUUUAGGAUGCUCCUGUUUGAAUCAGUAAAUAAAACUCAAGUUUUGCUUCUAAGUUCUCCA